This is a messenger RNA of Ilex paraguariensis (yerba mate), 300 nucleotides long. Lineage: Eukaryota; Viridiplantae; Streptophyta; Magnoliopsida; Aquifoliales; Aquifoliaceae. The record is from the annotation of a GenBank genome assembly.
AUGAUCAUAGAAGCUAAUUUUACUGAUGUUCCAUUCCAUGAAGACACAUUUGUGUUUAAGAGAUUUGGAGAUUACCAGCUUGAUUUUCAGGACCAGUGCAGAUUGAGCACAGAUCACCGCACCAGCAAGAGAUUUUGGAGUUUAUACCGCGACUGUAAAUUGAAUUUGCUACCAAAAAGAAUAAUUUUGGUGUUUGGCUGUGGGGUUUGUACAGCUUUUCUGUUAGACAUUGAACACUACACAAGCUCAGGUGCUUUAUCAGUCAAUUUCAAUAGCCUGUUUUUUCCUAUUCAGGCUUGA